This is a messenger RNA of Cajanus cajan (pigeon pea), 1989 nucleotides long. It is a transcript of the gene CNX1, whose product is annotated as calnexin 1. Lineage: Eukaryota; Viridiplantae; Streptophyta; Magnoliopsida; Fabales; Fabaceae. Gene Ontology annotation, cellular component: endoplasmic reticulum; endoplasmic reticulum membrane. Gene Ontology annotation, molecular function: calcium ion binding. The record is from RefSeq and is a predicted model, not a curated record. Gene Ontology annotation, biological process: protein folding; ERAD pathway.
CUCCCUCUCGUUGGAAGAGCGAAAUAUAUCUAUUUAGAUCUCAUCUCAGAACAGAGUUUCAUUUCAAUUCAGACUUAGGGUUUGGCCUUCGAGAGAGCGAGAGAUGGGAGAACGAAAAGGAAUCCCAAUGGCUUUGGGGCUCUUGGCGAUGCUCCUCUUCCUCAUUGCUUCCUCUUCCUUUCACUUCGUUUGCGCUUCCGAUGACGCUGACGACGCGAUCUUCUACGAGUCGUUCGACGAGGAUUUCGACGGACGCUGGAUUGUAUCCGGCAAGGACGAAUACCAAGGUGUCUGGAAGCAUGCUAAGAGUGAAGGGCAUGAUGAUUAUGGACUUCUUGUUAGUGAACAAGCCAGGAAAUAUGCUAUAGUCAAAGAACUUGAUGAGCCUGUCAGUCUUAAGGAUGGAACAGUUGUUCUUCAGUUUGAGACUCGCCUUCAGAAUGGCCUUGAAUGUGGUGGUGCAUAUAUUAAAUAUCUUCGACCCCAGGAGAGUGGAUGGAAACCAAAGGAAUUUAACAACGAAUCUCCGUAUUCUAUCAUGUUUGGUCCUGAUAAGUGUGGGGCUACAAACAAGGUGCACUUCAUUUUGAAGCACAAGAAUCCAAAGAAUGGGGAGUAUGUUGAACAUCAUCUCAAGUAUCCCCCUUCUGUCCCAUCUGACAAACUAUCUCAUGUAUACACCGCAAUUCUGAAGCCUGAUAAUGAAUUACAAAUUUUGAUUGAUGGGGAGGAGAAGAAAAAGGCAAAUUUCUUAUCUUCUGAGGAUUUUGAGCCUCCUCUUAUCCCCUCCAAGACAAUCUCUGAUCCUGAUGAUAAGAAACCCGAGGACUGGGAUGAAAGAGCCAAAAUUCCAGACCCAAGUGCUGUGAAACCAGAUGACUGGGAUGAGGAUGCACCCAUGGAAAUUGUUGAUGAUGAGGCGGAAAAACCCGAAGGAUGGUUAGAUGAUGAGCCAGAGGAAAUAGAAGACCCAGAGGCAACAAAACCAGAAGAUUGGGAUGAUGAGGAGGAUGGUGAAUGGGAAGCCCCAAAGAUUGAUAACCCGAAGUGUGAGGCUGCCCCUGGUUGUGGUGAAUGGAAAAAACCAAUGAAGAGGAAUCCAGCUUAUAAAGGGAAGUGGAGUGCCCCUAACAUUGAUAACCCCGAUUACAAGGGCAUAUGGAAGCCUAGGGAUAUUCCAAACCCUGACUACUUUGACCUCGCAAAACCUAAUUUUGAGCCUAUUGCUGCUAUUGGCAUUGAGAUUUGGACAAUGCAAGAUGGCAUACUAUUUGACAAUAUUCUGAUAGCCAACGAUGAUAAAAUUGCAGAAUCCUAUCGGGAGACUACAUGGAAGCCCAAGUUCACCAUUGAGAAAGAAAAACAGAAAGCUGAAGAGGCGGAAACCAGUUCAGAUGGUAUUUCAGGCCUCAAGAAGAAGGUAUUCGACCUCUUAUACAAGAUUGCAGACAUUCCCUUCUUGAGCGAUCACAAAGAUAAGAUAUAUGAUCUCAUCGAGAAAGCCGAGAAGCAGCCAAAUAUCACUAUUGGAAUUAUUGUAGCCGUUGUGGUUGUCUUCGUGUCAAUUUUCUUCAGGAUCAUAUUUGGUGGCAAGAAGAAACCUGCAAAGGUGGAGAAGAAGAACACAGAACGAACAGAAGCUUCCAAUAAAGAAGCUGGUUCCAAUAAAGAAGCUGGUGGAGAGAAUGAAGAAAACAAAGAGAAAGAGGAAGCAUCUAAUGCUCCACGUCGGAGGACAAGGCGAGAAAAUUGAAAUGGUUGACUCUUAGAAGGGACAGCUGUCAAGUACCAUCAUCCGAUAAAUUUUGGGUUUAGUUUCAUUUUAGGUGCACUCUGGUUUCAUUCUUCUACUUUUUUUUUUGGGAAAAAAAAUCUUAAAGGAGUGUAGAUCUUCUCCUUUUGAAGAAUGAGUGUUUUAGCACAUUGAAGUUGUACAAUUAUUUUUUGUCUAUGUUUUUCUCUAGUAAUGGAUUCUCUUUUAAAGCAAAA